Plasmodium malariae is the source of this 909-nucleotide messenger RNA. It is a transcript of the gene ADT, whose product is annotated as ADP/ATP transporter on adenylate translocase, putative. Lineage: Eukaryota; Apicomplexa; Aconoidasida; Haemosporida; Plasmodiidae. Gene Ontology annotation, cellular component: mitochondrial inner membrane. Bases 1 to 909 code for a protein of 302 amino acids. Gene Ontology annotation, molecular function: ATP:ADP antiporter activity. The record is from RefSeq and is a predicted model, not a curated record. The transcript has a single exon. Gene Ontology annotation, biological process: mitochondrial ATP transmembrane transport; mitochondrial ADP transmembrane transport.
AUGAGUGGAGGGGAUAUAAAAACAAAUUUUGCCGCAGACUUCCUAAUGGGGGGUGUGUCGGCGGCUAUAUCAAAAACAGUGGUUGCUCCUAUAGAAAGAGUAAAAAUGUUAAUUCAAACACAAGACUCUAUACCUGAGAUAAAAUCAGGACAAGUAGAAAGAUAUAGUGGUUUAAUGAACUGCUUUAAAAGAGUAUCACAAGAACAGGGUGUUGCGUCAUUAUGGAGAGGAAACUUAGCCAAUGUUAUUCGUUAUUUUCCAACACAAGCUUUUAACUUUGCUUUUAAAGAUUAUUUUAAAAAUAUAUUUCCAAAAUAUGAUCAAAAUACAGAGUUCAGUAAAUUCUUUUGUGUAAAUAUUUUGUCAGGUGCAACAGCAGGAGCAAUUUCUUUGUUAAUAGUAUACCCUUUAGAUUUCGCAAGAACAAGAUUAGCAUCAGACAUUGGAAAAGGAAAAGACAGACAAUUUAGUGGGUUACUAGACUGUUUAGUAAAAAUAUAUAAACAAACAGGAUUAUUAUCCUUAUAUAGUGGUUUUGGUGUUUCAGUUACUGGAAUUAUUGUUUACAGAGGAUCCUAUUUUGGUUUAUAUGACAGUGCAAAAGCUCUUUUAUUCAAUAAUGAUAAAAAUACACAUAUUGUAUUUAAAUGGGCUGUUGCUCAAUCAGUUACCAUAUUAGCAGGUCUCAUUUCCUAUCCAUUCGAUACGGUCAGAAGAAGAAUGAUGAUGAUGUCAGGUAGGAAAGCAAAGGAAGAAAUUCAAUACAAAAAUACAAUAGAUUGUUGGAUUAAGAUUUUGAAGAAUGAAGGCCUUGGAGGGUUCUUUAAAGGGGCAUGGGCUAACGUCAUUAGAGGCGCUGGGGGAGCACUUGUCCUUGUCUUCUACGAUGAAUUACAAAAGCUUAUUUAA